Symbiodinium sp. CCMP2592 is the source of this 852-nucleotide messenger RNA. Lineage: Eukaryota; Dinophyceae; Suessiales; Symbiodiniaceae. The record is from the annotation of a GenBank genome assembly.
AUGGCCUCCUUGCAGCUUCCGCUCGAGAAGUUCCCAGAGGAGGGCGACCCACCAAGUGAAGCUCAGGACACCGGACGCUCUCCGAGCACUUCUGUCGGAAGCUCACAGCAAAGCUUCCCAGGACCAGGAGCCGGUGCCGGCACCGAAGCGACCCGAGCCCAAGUCCCCCUGGGGGCGGAAGCUCCCUGCCUGUUUGAGGCAGAGGCCGCUUGGGUCAGCCAGCUGUGUGACGACAGGCCUUUCCCGGCCAAGUCCACUCUAGAUCCAGUGGAACCCAUUUGUCCGGAGCUGACGCUCCCUCUCGAUUUUCCCCCAGUCGCUCAAACCUUCGACGACUUCUUGUCGCCGCGGCAGUCGCAUGCCCCGGGAAGUGCAGCGCGACCGUUGCAAAGUGCACUUACUCUCGGUGCCGCUGCCCCACCCAGCCAGCCCAACCUCAGCUUCCCACUCCCAGGCAUGUGGACGCAUACAGAACCCCCCAUGCCAGAGCCUGUGAUGCCAGUUGCACCGGAUGCGCGUCAGGAUCAGGCGCUUCCAAUACCAGAGUUCGUGCCCCCUGAACCCAUGCUGCACAUGCAGGGGAGCGCACCAUACGCGUGCGCUCCCUACAUGGCAGUUCCGCACCAGCCCUCGCACAUGUGGACACCAGCCACAGAGAGCAGAGAUCUCCCUUCUUUGGGCUCUGCUUCCCAUGGCACAGGCCUAUGCAAGCCUUGUGCUUUCCAUCACACCAAGGGUUGUCAAUGCGGGGUGAAUUGCACAUUUUGCCACCUUUGCCUUCCCGGGGAGAAGAAGCGUCGACAGAAGGAGAAGCAGGCAGUUGCCCGAGCUAAAACCGCAUACGGGCGAUGA